CUCCCUUGGUGCUGGCCUGAUUGACUGCUCUUCAAGGAGCUAAUGUUGCAAAGGACCCCCUACUCAACCUGGGCUGGAUAAAAUGCCCACUUGGCCAAGCAUCACUGCUGAGUUGAUUUCGCAUGUGAACCUUGACACCGCCAUACCCGCUGUACUCGCGCCAACAACCGCGCAGUGUCAAGGUUCACAUGCGAAAUCAAUUUAACAGUGAUGCUCAGAGGAACAGUAAGGUGCGUCCCUGUGUAGCGAGAAAACCCCCGUGCCGAGAAAUAUUUUUUGUUUCAGACAUCUUAAGUCUUUCCUUGUACGCCUAUGAAGUUAUAGCUAAUAUAAUAAUGUUCUUUACGCAUUUCUCCUUAGGAAACCAGUUUGCAAUAAGAAAAAUACAACAAUCUUGGUCAUGCUUUAGUUAUUCCGUUCAUGGCGUCCAGGACUAAAUUAGCUUUACCCCCCUGCUCCACUGCGACUAUUAAUAUAUUUUCAAAUUUCGGAGGAU
Mytilinidion resinicola is the source of this 496-nucleotide messenger RNA. RefSeq lists its product as uncharacterized. The transcript has a single exon. The record is from RefSeq and is a predicted model, not a curated record. NCBI's taxonomy places the organism in Eukaryota, Fungi, Ascomycota, Dothideomycetes, Mytilinidiales, Mytilinidiaceae. The coding region runs from base 189 to 437 and encodes 82 amino acids.